CCCGUGCCGAUGUUGCUGCCGGCCUGGGAACUGUGCCUCUACGGGCUCCUGACCGUGGGCUCCCACCUCUACGCUUUCUACGAAGCGCACCAAGUGUCUCGAAAGUAUGAAGCUGCAAUGGACAGAAGGUUUGGGCUGGAGCCAGGGACUCUCUUUCAGGGGCUAAAAAAGGACCCCAUGGACUUUGAGUGGAGCUACUGGAUUGAAUGGGGAAGGGAACGUAUACUAUGGCUUCUGGCUGGUCACCUACUGGUAUCACAGAUGUCCAGGCACUUGGUGGAGAAGUAUAAACCAUGGUGCUUAAUGGUUUAUGGAAUGGCUGCCUGCUGGUUGUUACUGGGAGUCAAGGGCUUUGCUGUCAUUUUGUUACAUGCAGCUAUUUCCUUUGCUGUGGCUCAGUUUCAGCUGUCACUCCUGACAUGGUUGUGCUCCCUUAUUCUUCUGUCCACUUUACGCAUACCAGCGGUGGAGGAAACCAAGAGAAAGUGGUAUGACACUGAAAAUGAGUAUUAUCUGCUGCUCUUCACUGUGUCUGUCCGCUGCCUCUUCUGCACUAGCUUCAGCCUGGAGUACUGCUGGCAUGCACCUACCCAGAAGUCAUCCCACUCAUUCCCCUGGAUGCUGGCAUAUGUCUUUUACUAUCCUACAUUCCACAAUGGACCCCUCGUGAAUUUUGAUGAAUUCAGUAAGCAGAUGAGGAGACAAGAAGCUUUCAGUGUGAAGACCAAUCUCAGCAUCUUAAUUGUGGGCAUAAUUCGUAUUUUCUUUUGGUGGUGUCUGGCUGAGCUGAUGAUUCACCUCAUGUAUAUCCAUGCUCUCUACAGUAGUGCUCUGCCUUUGGAAUCUGCAUCUUACUGGGCCUUGGGUGGCCUGGCUCUAGCUCAAGUACUUUUCUUUUAUGUGAAAUACCUGAUUCUAUAUGGUGUUCCUGGCCUCCUCCUUCAAAUGGAUGGACUCAAACCUCCAGCUCUGCCUUGCUGUGUGAGCCUGAUGCACAGUUUCACUAAAAUGUGGAGAAGCUUUGAUGUUGGGCUGCAUCGCUUUCUGGUCAGGUACAUUUAUGUUCCAGUGGGAGGAUCUCAGUCCAGCUUGCUUGGAACAGUAUUAUCUACAGCCCUCACUUUUGCCUUUGUAAGCUACUGGCAUGGAGGACAGAGUUAUUUGUGGUACUGGGGCGCACUUAAUUGGCUUGGAGUAAUUGUGGAAAAUGGUACCAAGAGGAUACUUUCAAUUUCACUUAUUCAAGAUUUAAUUGAACGUUUCUUCUCGCCAAGAUUUCGUCGUCGACUUCAUGCUGUCCUAGCAUCUGUUAGCACUUCAAUGCUGAUUUUAUCAAAUCUAAUAUUUCUUGGAGGAAAUCAAGUUGGAAAAAUCUACUGGAACAGGAUUUUUAUGGAAGGCUGGCCAUGGGCAACACUGACUGUUCUCGGAUUCCUGUACUGCUAUUCUCAUGUUGGAAUUGAAUGGGAGCAGAAGUACGCUGCACAUUAG
Molecule: messenger RNA, 1491 nt
Organism: Cinclus cinclus
Lineage: Eukaryota; Metazoa; Chordata; Aves; Passeriformes; Cinclidae
Gene: HHAT
Product: hedgehog acyltransferase
Exons: 11
Coding region: 10-1491 (493 amino acids)
Biological process (GO): protein palmitoylation
Cellular component (GO): endoplasmic reticulum
Molecular function (GO): palmitoyltransferase activity
Source: RefSeq, a predicted model, not a curated record